Molecule: messenger RNA, 2186 nt
Organism: Anastrepha obliqua
Lineage: Eukaryota; Metazoa; Arthropoda; Insecta; Diptera; Tephritidae
Product: arrestin domain-containing protein 1
Exons: 5
Coding region: 584-2014 (476 amino acids)
Biological process (GO): protein transport
Cellular component (GO): cytoplasm
Source: RefSeq, a predicted model, not a curated record
UUAUUUAUUUAAUUCAGUUUCGAACUGAAGUUGGUGGCAUUUAGACGCGUUUAGUGAAGCACAGUCCUACGAAUAUAGGUGACAGUGUCGAACGAGAAUAAAAUAAGCUAGCUCUACUCCGUUUGUGCGCUUCCAAACACCCGCUGUGAUAAUAGCUGCGGUAAUAGUAUUGUCGAUGCUGGAUCGGUUGGUCGGUCGUUCGGUCGCGUGCGUGUGAAAUUAUGUCAUACGGACUUAAAGCUAUAAAUAGCUAGUAAAACAAUAAACAAAUUAAAAGAUUCGCAAUAUACAUACAAAAAUAUAAAGUUUUGUGCUGAGUUGAACCAACAGAGUUUGGCUUAUACGCAGAGGAGACAAGUUUGUAAUCAAAAGCAAAUUAUACAUAGUAUAUAUCUGGAGCAGCAGUUGAGUCGCAAUACUUUUCCCAGCAUUUGCGAUACUUUCCACACCCAUCACCAGCCUUUGGACAAACGAACAAGAGCAACUCUGUUGAAUAUUAAAUAAAUAUCAGCCGAAGUUGAACAAUAAUAAUAAAAGCAGCUGUUGCGAAUAUUGAGAACAAAAGCAAAAAAUAAUAAAAACAAUGUCCAGCAAGUGCACAAUCACAUUUGACAAUAAUCCACUGGGGGUUUACUAUGCCGGUCAAGUUGUUUCCGGCGUUGCGGAGCUAACCACAAAACGAACGAAAAUAAUAAGAUCCAUUUACAUUAGCAUCUGUGGUCAUGCCGAAACCCGCUGGACGGAAAAUGUAACGAAACAAGAUACGGAGGGUAAGCCACAAAAGACCAUCGAAACAUUUUCUGGCUCCGAGUUGUACUACAGUACAGAGAAUCAUGUUUAUGGACAAAGUGGUGGCAUACAAUUCGAUUUGCCAGCUGGAAAGUAUACCUUCGCCUUUCAAACGACCAUACCGCCGAAUGCACCCACAUCGUUCAAUGGGUCAUGGGGACAGGUGCAGCAUGAGGUCGCUUUGGUGAUCGAUCGUGUCAUGCGCUAUGACAACAAAUUCAAGCAAGGCUAUACGGUGAUAUCGCCAUAUGAUUUGAAUCUCAAUCCAGACAAUAUGAAACAAUUGCAUAAGAUUGAUGAAAAGACGUUUUGUUGGGGUUUGUGUUGUGGUGGUAAAGGCCCGAUGGUGAUGCAUGUCACAGUGCCCUACUCCGCUUAUGCACCUGGGCAAAAGAUACGUUUCCACGUUGUGCUGGAUAAUCAAUCGGAUGUGCACUGCUCUGAUGUCAAAGUGCGUCUAAUGAAAAAAGUAACAUUCACCAGCCGCAAUCCAGAGGCUAAACGGCAAGUGGUGGAGGUUAAAGUCGCCGAUAAUCAUUGUGGUGAAGUUGUCAAACAUAACAAAGCUGAAUUCAAUGAAUAUUUACAAAUUCCGUCUACCACCCCCACCUCGUUGGAGAAUUGUAGUCUUAUCAAAGUGAGUUACAUGCUCAAAUUUAUUGCGAAAAUUUCACGUAUCCAUGGCGAUCUGGUAAUUGAAUUUCCUCUGGCUAUCGGCACGGUGCCGUUAUAUGCAAGUGCCAACGAUCAGGGACCGGUAACGACACAACCUGGCGCUGGACCAACCUACAAACCGCUACCACCGCCUAUGUUCGAGGAAGAUAUUAGAUGCGAGAGCUUCGAAGAUAACACAUUCCGUCCACGUUAUCCUGUUUUCCUCAGCGAUACAGGCUUAACACCUAUUGGUAAUGGUCCAAACAAUCAACCAUUACCACCAUCAAAUAGUGUAUAUCCUUCGCUUGUUGUUCCAACACCAGCACCAGGACCUGCGACACCUCAACACAAAAAUUCACCAGCAGCACAAAAUUAUCCACCUUUUCCAGCAGCAGCGUCUUCGUCAUCUACACCAUCUGGGCCGGCAUUGCACAAUGCUGCCGCGAGUGCUAAGCCAGAUUCAUCCCCAGGUGGUGGUAAUGUAGAGGCGCUCGGUUUUUCUUUGCCACCAAAUUAUGAGCCCACACCAGCGCCAGCUCCUGGCUCCAAACCUGGUAUUGGUUGGAAAUGAAUCUCAUUAUUUCUUAAAGAAAAAUUAUGUUUAUGUACGAACUUUGAACUAUACCAGUGUAUUGUUCUAAAUUGAUAUUUAGCGGAUUUAAAUAUUUUUCAUUUUUUUAGAGUUGCAUACCUCCAUAUGUUUUACAUCUAUUGCAUUUUACGAUAAAUACUUAUAUGUAUGU